Ailuropoda melanoleuca (giant panda) is the source of this 1148-nucleotide messenger RNA. RefSeq names its product FUN14 domain containing 1 (gene FUNDC1). Bases 130 to 597 code for a protein of 155 amino acids. The record is from RefSeq and is a predicted model, not a curated record. Lineage: Eukaryota; Metazoa; Chordata; Mammalia; Carnivora; Ursidae. The transcript is spliced from 5 exons. Gene Ontology annotation, cellular component: mitochondrial outer membrane. Gene Ontology annotation, biological process: autophagy of mitochondrion.
AACGCGCCUGGAAGGGGAGGAGGAAAAAAGAGACCAUAGACUUUUCACCUGGGCCUAGAAGGUCUCUUAAAGUAGUGGGGAGAGGAGGGCGGGCGGGGACCACCUUCAGAGCUGGCCGCGGGCGGUAUCAUGGCGACCCGGAACCCCCCUCCCCAAGAGUAUGAAAGCGAUGACGAGUCUUACGAAGUGUUGGAUUUAACUGAGUAUGCAAGAAGACACCAUUGGUGGAAUCGAGUGUUUGGCCACAGUUCCGGACCUAUGGUUGAAAAAUACUCGGUAGCCACCCAGAUUGUAAUGGGUGGAGUGACUGGCUGGUGUGCGGGAUUUUUGUUCCAGAAAGUUGGAAAGCUGGCAGCAACUGCAGUAGGUGGUGGCUUUCUUCUCCUUCAGAUUGCCAGUCACAGUGGCUAUGUGCAGAUUGACUGGAAGAGAGUUGAAAAAGAUGUAAAUAAAGCAAAAAGACAGAUUAAGAAACGAGCAAAUAAGGCAGCACCUGAAAUCAACAAUAUAAUUGAAGAAGCAACAGAAUUUAUCAAACAGAACAUUGUGAUAUCCAGUGGAUUUGUGGGAGGCUUUUUGCUAGGCCUUGCAUCUUAAGGAUAUGAAUGGUCUAUCACAGUGGAGUCACCUAUAAGAAGAGAAAUGGUGGCAACAAGGUGGUUUCUCGACAUCACUCACCUCCAGAUUCUCCAGGGCAGCAAGAAACAACUAGGUGGACAAUACCAAACUCACAGCUUAGUGUUUUGCCAUUGGAGUUUGGCAAACUAGUAUUUGCUGUAAGAACAACCUAUAUGGUAUGUGUACAAUAGUAUCCCUGAGCAAAACAUGCCUUUCAUUUAUUUUCUUAAAAUUUGCAUUUGUUUUCAAAUUAGCCUGUAAAAUACCACCAUUGGAUGUAGAUACAUAGAGAGAAAAAAUGUGUUGGCUGUAUUCUCCAGUGAAAUACUCUCCUUGUUUUAUUUAAAUAAGAUGUUCUUCAUUUUGCUUUAUAGCAUAGUGCCAGUAAUUAAAAACUUGUAUCAUAGCUUCAACAUUGCGGUUGGCUUUUUUUUUCCCCCCAAAGAUAUGUUUGCAAUAAACUGAAGAACUGUAAUGCCCUUUUGUGGAAGGAUUUAGACGUAAUAGAAUUAUUAAAGAUAUUAAACAGA